Messenger RNA from Dicrocoelium dendriticum, 688 nucleotides. NCBI's taxonomy places the organism in Eukaryota, Metazoa, Platyhelminthes, Trematoda, Plagiorchiida, Dicrocoeliidae. The record is from the annotation of a GenBank genome assembly.
CUGCACCUGUCUGGUACUGCGCGAGAUUCCCGAUGGCUUGCGAUUGAUCACCUGCCUAUUGGUACCACAGCAUUUCCAGUCACCAGGAUUUUCAGCCCUCAUCACACCAUCCCAAAGCGAAUGUCAAGUGGGAGUCCAUUUCGGAAGUUGAAAAUGGGAGAGGAUAAAAGACAAGUAGAACUGAAGGACAAUAUUUCGUCUGCACAUAUUAUCUAGGCAUGUGAACAUGCCUGAGCGCAGUACGAUUGCGACGCUACGUGGUCUUUCUGUGCGUAACGAAGCACUAGUUGCGUCUGCAGGAUCAACAACAAAUCCUCCUAGUCCGGUACUUUGCGACAGAACCGAUGGGUGGCGUUGGCUGAACGUGGUUCCAGGAACCGGUUGGGACAAUUUGGUCAACGAAGAGCGCGGACCGACAGUCACGACAGAUGCGUACUCUAAAUGUCUACGUUCCGUUGAUGGUCGAUUCCUCGUGCCUGAUGGAAUGACUGUGGAAUUCACCAAAUCAUCACAGGUGGAUCUCACAUCGGAAGUGGUCGAUUCAAUGAGCACAUAUAAAUCGCUAACCGCAUCCUCUGUUAAUUCAGCCACCGACAUCGGAUAUUCUUACUUCCACAUCAACGGCGAUUUCUCAUUUGAGAAAGAAAGUCUUCGACAGAAGUCAGUAAGUCGACUGACACGUGUGUGA